Messenger RNA from Fibroporia radiculosa, 876 nucleotides. RefSeq lists its product as uncharacterized. Gene Ontology annotation, molecular function: nucleotidase activity. Lineage: Eukaryota; Fungi; Basidiomycota; Agaricomycetes; Polyporales; Fibroporiaceae. The transcript has 6 exons. The record is from RefSeq and is a predicted model, not a curated record. Bases 1 to 876 code for a protein of 291 amino acids.
AUGUCUCUGGCGCAAUCCCUCGUUCUAACCAACGACGAUGGCUGGGCUGUUGCGAACAUUCGUGCCCAAUUUACUGCGUUGAAUAAUGCCGGCUUUGAUGUCGUGUUGUCGUCGCCCGCGGUCAACAUGUCCGGUUCUGGCUCCUUGUCAAUAGCCCCGAUCCCUCUCUUAGUGCCAUGUGAAUUCAACACUUGUCCUGUUGGCUCGCCUGCGGAGGGCUAUAAUGCGACCGAUCCUCGCCUGAACUACGUGAACGCGUUCCCUGUCGAUGCUGCCAGUUAUGGCAUUCAAACCCUUGCGCCUAAGUUCUUCAUUGAUCCCGCCCCAGAUUUUCUUGUCAGUGGGCCCAAUAUUGGAAACAACCUUGGAGUGGUUGUACAACUGUCCGGUACCGUAGGCGCCGCCUCCGAAGCUGCUAAACUGGGAAUUCCUUCAGCUGCCUUUGCUGGCGCAAGCGGAUCGCAUGUCUCCUAUACCACCCUCGAGAGCAGUCCAGACGCCUUAUCCUCCCUCGCCGCCGCCCUCUACUCCACUCUGACUACGUACUUCGUUGAAACACUGAUAAAUGGCGGCCCCGACCCCAUUCUACCGCCAACAAUAUUGCUCAACGUCAACUACCCAUCCAUUGACGACUGCCCCGAGCAGUCUGAUUACAAUUGGGUACUGUCGCGAAAUCUAUGGAACCCGCUAGCAACGGACGUGGAGACCUGUGGGAGUACGACGCUCCCGACGGAGUCAAGCGUUGUGGGUACCAGUGGAUGCUACGCGAGUGUAUCUGUCUUGAACGCGUUGACCAAGAUGGACGUGAAUUCGUCGGCGCAGGCAGCCGUCUUGACCAGGCUUAGUGCGCUUCCUUUGAGCUGUCUCCCUGAUUAA